Molecule: messenger RNA, 750 nt
Organism: Canariomyces notabilis
Lineage: Eukaryota; Fungi; Ascomycota; Sordariomycetes; Sordariales; Chaetomiaceae
Exons: 1
Coding region: 37-585 (182 amino acids)
Source: RefSeq, a predicted model, not a curated record
GUCCGUGGAAUACAGACCUAGGCCACCGCCGCCACAAUGCAGUCCCCUGCCCAUGAGCAUCGUUGCUACUACGGUAAAGUGUAUCAGGCCUUGGCCUCUCUCCAACGGCGUUCCAGGAACUGUCCCGCAGCCUCAUCCGAAGAUUGCAGACACCUCCUUCAGCUCUUGGCUUGCUUGAAGCCACAGCCGGUGCCUGGAGAUCUAUUCUAUCGCACGUUCUAUCCUUUUCGGCUUUGGAACGAGGAUGGUAACGAGUCUGUUGGACAUAUCUUCAACUUUCCCUCGAUCUUUGAAACGGAACGCCGGCUACAAAAGACCAUACAGGAUGCGAUUAAUGCUGGUGCUCUUCAUGUAACAACAACUAGCUCGGUGGUCUCUAGGAAUGGCUUAUGGUGGGCUUGCCGUUGCUUUACACUGUCUAGUCCAUCGCAAGUGUUCAUCCGGAACGACAUGGCGUCCACAGAAGCCAUGGACGGGGCUGGAACAAUACCUCCCGCCUCUCCUGGAGGACCUUUUCUGUACGCAUCCCUCAUAGAUAUCUUUUUGAGGGGUUACGAGGCAAUUACGAGGCUGCAAAUAAGCUGAGAGAGAGCCAGGGGAAUGACACGUUGGUAGCGGAGAUAUGAGAUGAUCCGAACUCUGAAAGAAGUGGUACAUUGAGCCGUCCUACCCUCGGCCUCACAGCAAGAUACAAUACCCGGGAAAAUAGGUUCACGAGACAACGCAACAUAGGCUGGAGAUCUCGUGAUU